Molecule: messenger RNA, 1338 nt
Organism: Zasmidium cellare ATCC 36951
Lineage: Eukaryota; Fungi; Ascomycota; Dothideomycetes; Mycosphaerellales; Mycosphaerellaceae
Exons: 1
Coding region: 1-1338 (445 amino acids)
Biological process (GO): nucleoside transmembrane transport
Cellular component (GO): fungal-type vacuole membrane; plasma membrane
Molecular function (GO): nicotinamide riboside transmembrane transporter activity; nucleobase transmembrane transporter activity
Source: RefSeq, a predicted model, not a curated record
AUGGACCGCCUUCGAAAGCUCUGGCGCACCGAGCAGCCUUACGAACCCCUGGAGAAUGGCGAGACAGAAGGAGAAACAAACUUUGUGAGGAGAAAAGCGGGAUUUCAAUACAUCGAAUAUGGCAUCUUCCUCCUGCUUGGAGUCUCGAUGCUGUGGGCAUGGAACAUGUUUCUCGCAGCAGGGCCAUACUUCCAACGCCGCUUCAAAGGCAAUCCCUGGAUCCAUGAGAACUUCCAGGCCGCUGAGAUCUCCGUCUCCACAAUUACAAACUUGGGCUCGAUGCUCAUCCUCACGAGAAUGCAAGCCAAUGCGUCCUAUUCGAAACGAAUCAUCAUUUCGCUGGUCAUAAACAUGGCGGUCUUCGCGCUGCUGUCAGCGUCUACGGCGAUCAAGACGUCCGCUGGGGUAUACUUUGGCUUCUUGAUGGUCAUGAUGUUCCUGACCAGCCUUGCUACUGGCGCGGCCCAGAAUGGAAUUUUUGCGUUCGUGUCAGGCUUCGCGGAACCCAAAUACACUCAAGGCAUCAUGACUGGGCAAGCCAUAGCCGGGGUGCUUCCAUGCAUCGCGCAGAUUGUCUCUGUGCUGUCCGUGCAGGGCGAUCAGAAGAAACCAAAGCAUGACGGACCACCGGGGCCGCCUCCUGUGCAUUGGACGGCGGCCUUGGCCUACUUCUGCACCGCCACGGCAAUCUCUGUCAUAACGCUGUUCGCCUUCUCGAUUCUACUCGCACGCAAUCGACAGCCUAAGAAGCUUCAAGACAACAACACACCAGACGAUACUGGCGCUGGCGAGGGACGCAAAUCGAUUCCGCUGUUAUAUCUCUUUCGAAAGCUGUUCUGGCUUGCCGGGGGUGUGUUUGUCACUUUCGCCAUCACCAUGGUCUUCCCCGUCUUCACCCAGCGCAUUGUAUCCGUCCGUCCACCUGAGGAGCAACCACCAAUCCUCCAGCCACCGAGCUUCAUUCCCCUGGCCCUACUGUUCUGGAACAUCGGUGACCUGAUCGGUCGUCUCCUAACCGCCGUGCCUUCUUUGUCCCUGGUCCUAUGCCCACGUGUAGUCUUCGGCCUCGCCAUCUCACGUGUCAUCUUCGUCGGCCUCUACCAUCUGUGCAAUCUCCGCGGGCAAGGAGCAAUCGUCAAAAGCGACUUCUUCUACCUGGUGGUUGUACAACUCUUCUUCGGCAUGUCAAAUGGCUAUCUCGGUAGCACCUGUAUGAUUGGCGCUGGCGAAUGGGUCGACGAGGAAGAGCGUGAGGCAGCUGGAGGUUUCAUGGGGCUGUGUCUGGUCGCUGGACUGACCGUCGGCAGCCUCUUGAGCUUCUUCAUCACGGGGACAUGA